AUGAAAAGGCAAAAUCAGAGCUCUGUUACAGAAUUCAUCCUUUUGGGAUUUUCAAACUAUCCUGAACUGCAAGAGCGGCUCUUUGGGUUUUUCCUGGUUAUUUACCUGGUGACUCUGUUGGGAAAUGCCAUCAUUAUAGUUGUCAUCUCCCUGGAAAAAAGCCUCCACAUUCCCUUAUACCUGUUUCUCCUGAACUUGUCUGUGUUGGAAGUAGGUUUCAGUGCAACUACUACACCUAAAAUGCUGGUGGUCCUGUCCUCUGAAAAAACUACAAUUACUUUUGCAGGCUGCUUUGCACAGAUGUACUUCCUUCUUCUUUUUGGUGGGACUGAAUGUUUUCUCCUGGGGGCAAUGGCUUAUGACCGAUAUGCUGCAAUCUGCCAUCCACUGAACUAUCCAGUGAUAAUGAACAAAAGUGUUUUCAUGAGAUUAGUAAUGUUCUCCUGGGUUUCUUGGCUCCUAUUGGAUACUGUGCAUACCUCCUGGGUCUUUAGCUUCCCCUAUUGUGGCCCCAAUGAAAUUAAUCAUCUCUUCUGUGAGACGCCCCCAGUGCUGGAGCUUGCAUGUGCAGACACCUUUAUUUUUGAAAUCUAUGCAUUCACAGGCACUGUUAUGGUGGUUGUGGUACCGUUUUUCUUAAUUCUCCUAUCUUAUACUCGAAUUCUUUUUGCCAUCCUGAAGAUGCCAACAACCACUGGGAGACAAAAGGCCUUUUCCACCUGUGCCUCCCACCUAACUUCUGUGACCCUUUUCUAUGGUACAGCUAUGUUAACUUAUUCACAGCCUAAAUCAGGCUAUUCCCCAGAAACCAAGAAAUUGAUGUCAUUGGCUUACUCAUUUCUUACACCACUACUGAAUCCACUGAUCUAUAGCUUGAGAAACAAUGAGAUGAAAAGAGCAAUGGUAAAAUUAUGGAGAAGAAAAUUUAAUUUGCAAACUUUGUAA
Sorex fumeus (smoky shrew) is the source of this 945-nucleotide messenger RNA. RefSeq names its product olfactory receptor 10A3-like. Lineage: Eukaryota; Metazoa; Chordata; Mammalia; Eulipotyphla; Soricidae. Gene Ontology annotation, biological process: G protein-coupled receptor signaling pathway. The record is from RefSeq and is a predicted model, not a curated record. The transcript has a single exon. The coding region runs from base 1 to 945 and encodes 314 amino acids. Gene Ontology annotation, molecular function: G protein-coupled receptor activity; olfactory receptor activity. Gene Ontology annotation, cellular component: membrane.